GUCAGAUAUUAAUGCAGCACAAACCAUGCAUAAUUCCAAAAUCACGGUGAUCGUAUAGCUUGUUGCACCUCUACUUCACCUGUUUCCAGGUGAGCGAGCCGCGUGGCGAUGCCCCCCCUAGUGGACGCAGGAGGUGGCCACACUCUUCAGAGGCGGGCCGGAGCGAAGGAAUUCACUCAGAAAUAAAAGCAGGAAGCGGAGAAAAAGGCACACGGACGUCGGCCGGACAAGUUGCCGACGAUCUCUCUUGUUUCGGCUUGUUCGGGGCUAGUGGUUGUUUCCCGAUUUGGCUUUUCUGACGGAUCUGUUGUAACUUUUGGAUUUAAAAACAUGGAGUCUAACAUGGAGCAGGGUGAAGCGCCUGUGCAGCAGGACCGUGUCAAAACCCUGCAGUCUCAGGUGGAAGGGGUCAAAGACAUCAUGACCCAGAACGUAGACCGCAUCCUGGCCCGGGGAGAGCGUCUGGACGAUCUGAUGGGCAAGACCGAGGACCUGCAGGCUGGGGCGCAGAACUUCAAGCACACCUCACAGAAGGUGGCGCGGUCCUACUGGUGGAAGAACGUGAAGUUGGGGGUGCUGAUCGCGGUCAUUGUCGUCAUCAUCAUCCUCAUCAUCGUACUACUGGCCACCGGGGUUAUCCCAACAGGCGGAAGCAAACCAUAACUGCUCCCUCACACCAGAGCUUACAGAGAAAACCUCACACACACACACACACACACACACACACACACACACACACGUGUACAUUACGUCGGUGUGGCCCUGGAUCUCGAGGUCUGCUAGUUAGAUUUAAGCAUUUCAGACCAGUCAAAGCUGGCCACCGCCCACCUCAAACAUCUUAAUAAAAACAGGACUGAGCGCCGGAACCUUCUUCCCCCUCCCCAUCUCCCCAUUUCCAGGCCUGAUUCAUUUAUGGAGUGAAUGAGGUCUGAGGUUCUAUGAUCUGUACUGUGUGCUGGAGGCUGUAAUUGUUCACAUGAAUAUGCAUUAUAAAAAGAGAGGGGAUUUAAAUUGCUACUGCAAGGCUUGGAUAAGCUGUUAUCGCUGUAAUGUGUAAAUUAUUGUCACGUUGGUAUAUCUGUUAUUUGUAUGUUUUUAUAGCACAGAUAAUCUCUUUAUUCGUGAGUUGUGAGGGUUAUUUUCCCUGUGCUUUUUGAGGCUCUCCAUGGGGAGAAACACAAUUUUACAAUUAUCCUUAAUUCUGGUGCCAUCCUUUAGGUCUUAAGCGAAUCCUGGACUAGUGAGUGUCUCUGGGCUGCUACCAGAGGGCCCAGUUUGAUAAUGGGACACAAACCGGGUCAUGGGGAUAAUGUAGCUUGUUUCAGCUUGUUUAUUUGUGGGGACCAAACCGACCCCCGACAUCUUUGGCAUGUUUGCGCCGUUCCCGUCAAUCUGUCUGCCACACUCGGUCAUUCCGUCCGGCGACUAAAGGGUGUUACCAGUGUAACAGAACCCGGACUGUCUGUGUAAACCAGUUAAUGAGUCAAAUUAGUGAAAUGGCUUUAUGUCAGUCAAAUAAAUUGACUUGUUUCCUGCUGACCGCUGUAUAUGUGUAAACAUUUUAAAUUUUACCCGAGGAGCCUUAAGAUAUGUAUAUUGUGUGUGUGUGUGUGUGUGUGUGUAUAUGUAUGUGUGUGUAUAUAUUACAUGCAGACAAAUGUUAAACAUAAUAAGGUUAAAAGUGAUAUUUUCCAAAAAAUUUAUAGCACAUGUAAAUGUACUUUUAUUGGCUUUGUGGAUUAAUUCAUAAACAUUGGAUUUUAAAUACCCUACUUCACCUAUAUUUAUAUAUAGUUUAGUCAUUUUGGUAACUUGUCUUUUAUUAUAGUCUGAGAUGCAGAUGCCUGUAUAACUAGCCCUGCAAUACAGCCCUGCUGUGGAAAGUUUCUGAACUGGAACAUAUCGCACCCUGUAGGCAGGGAGGACUAAAAAUUUGCGCAGUAGAUACAUUGAUUGUUUUUAGAUGCUCUUUCCUUUGCUGGUGGGGGGACAGCAGCCUUGGUCUUGCUUGUUAGUCAUAUGGUCCAUGGAUGAGCAGUUUACUUCAGCUGUAGCCUGUUUCACCUGCACUGGGGCUGUGUGUACAUCCACCAUACAGCCUUGUGGGACGGGAAAGCAGGAGUGAGUGUACACCUCCUCUGCUGUUACUAACCCUAACCCUCAUGUUGUAUAUAUGAUUAUGUUUGUAACAUUUGUAAACAGACAACCGUUGAGUUCUUCCUCAUCGUGUUCAUGUCAUGCCUUGGUUACAGAACCCUUAAUUAUUGUUUUCCAGGAAAGAUCAGCCUCUCCCUGCUGUGAAGAAGCAGGGUGUGCAGAGGGUUAUCGCUCUGUCCCGACUUUCCCGUUACGCAGUCCUGCAGUCAGGACUCAUACUUUCCAUUAACCACCCAUAAAACAUUUAAAGUGUUACAUACUUGUGAUUUUCUGCAUCUGUUCUGCCCUUGAAGAUCAUGCCUUUCCUUCCCUUUAACCAGUGGAGAGCCGCUUGUGACGCUGAUCAUGCUGCCGUUCUCUGACAGCUGUCGCUCAGCCCCCCUGCCUGCAAGCAGGUUUCAGCAAAGCGGGGGAUGAACUUUCUGAACUUUGGAUGUGGCUGCUUCUGGGAUAUCGGGCCAGUUGAUAUAUGUUAUGCUGCUUAUAGAGCACGUGAAUGGAAAUGGCUGAUAUUAUCUCUUAUGUUACAAUAAACAGCUCCUGCUAAUUCAAUCAG
Molecule: messenger RNA, 2713 nt
Organism: Paramormyrops kingsleyae
Lineage: Eukaryota; Metazoa; Chordata; Actinopteri; Osteoglossiformes; Mormyridae
Gene: vamp8
Product: vesicle-associated membrane protein 8 (endobrevin)
Biological process (GO): vesicle-mediated transport
Cellular component (GO): membrane
Source: RefSeq, a predicted model, not a curated record